UCUCCUCAUUUCUGUCAACACCGUGAUUAAAACCAGGAUAUUGUUCGAUCCAGCUGCUUUGCUGGUUUUUUUCAACACAGAUUCUGAUACAGGACUGAGCCGCCGCCAUGGACUGGGGGACACUGCACACGUUCAUCGGGGGCGUCAACAAACACUCCACCAGCAUCGGGAAGGUGUGGAUCACGGUCAUCUUCAUCUUCCGGGUCAUGAUCCUCGUGGUGGCUGCUCAAGAAGUCUGGGGGGAUGAGCAGGAGGACUUCGUCUGCAACACUCUGCAGCCAGGCUGCAAAAACGUGUGUUACGACCACUUCUUCCCCGUGUCCCACAUCCGCCUGUGGGCGCUGCAGCUCAUCUUCGUGUCCACGCCCGCCCUGCUGGUCGCCAUGCACGUCACCUACCACCGACACGAGACUAUGCGCAAGUUCCGGCGAGGCGAAAAGAGGAAUGAAUUCAAAGACAUCGAAGACAUUAAAAGUCAAAAGGUUCGGAUAGAGGGGUCCCUGUGGUGGACAUACACCUGCAGCAUUUUUUUCAGGAUCAUCUUCGAAGCCUGCUUCAUGUACGUGUUCUACUUCCUGUACAACGGGUACCACCUGCCCUGGGUGUUGAAAUGCGGCAUCAACCCCUGCCCCAAUCUGGUGGACUGCUUCAUUUCCCGGCCCACGGAAAAGACGGUGUUCACGAUCUUCAUGAUUUCUGCAUCUGUCAUCUGCAUGCUGCUCAAUGUGGCCAAGCUGUGCUACCUGCUGCUGAAGGUGUGUUUUAGACGAGCGAAGAGAGCCAAGGCGCAGAGGAGUCAACCCAACCACUCUCACAAGGAGAGUAAGCAAAAUGAAGUGAAUGAGCUGAUUUCAGAUAGCGGGCAAAAUGCCAUCACUGGCUUCCCAAGUUAGACAUUUCAAAUGUGGCUGAUUUAUCACAAAAUGUGUCUUCUGCCGGAAAGCCAUGCCGACAUCCAUUACCCUCCCUCUCCUCUCUAGCCUGGAAGAGUGUCUUUCUGUUCAUGGGUGACUUUCAUAAUGCGUACGGUAGAUACUUGAAUGAACUCGUCUGUAGAAUCACUGUGCCUUGAACCUAACCCGGGGUCCAUCUCUGAAAACUAAAAGAGUGGUUGACAGUUAUGUCUACUGAGUUCAAGGGGAAUGUCUGACCUACUGGGUGUUCCCUGAAAAGUUCAGUGUGUAACUGUUAUUGCUAAAGAACCUUUGAUCUAGCAACUGCUACUUCUAUUAGUAAAAGAUAUUUUUGUAGGCUCGAAUGUUUUAGCUCUGACUUGGAAUUUGUAUAAAGUAUUUUUUAUAACGACUGGUCUUCCUUACCUGGACGAUGUUAGUGAUAGAUGACGUCAGUUCAGAAGCGUCUGAGUGUUGAACUUACAGAAGGUCUCUCUUGUUGUCUAUACUGGUUUACAUAGUUUGUUGGCAAAUUAAUGAACUAUCAUGAUACUCUGAUGGAGGAAAGUGUUCACUGUAGAGUAUAUUUUUACGGCUUUCUUGAUGUCGAUGCAGCCGUAUGGGAGUGGAAAGCUUUUUAAACUAGCCUAUUUGUCAAUUGUGGAAAAAUUGACACAUGAAUGUGAUUGCCUGGAUAAAAAUAAACCCUAGUCCUUAAGCCUUA
Messenger RNA from Echinops telfairi (small Madagascar hedgehog), 1617 nucleotides. RefSeq names its product gap junction protein beta 6 (gene GJB6). Bases 108 to 893 code for a protein of 261 amino acids. Gene Ontology annotation, cellular component: connexin complex. Gene Ontology annotation, biological process: cell communication. NCBI's taxonomy places the organism in Eukaryota, Metazoa, Chordata, Mammalia, Afrosoricida, Tenrecidae. The record is from RefSeq and is a predicted model, not a curated record. The transcript has 2 exons.